AUGCCUAUAACGCGGUCGCAACGUGAGAAGCAGGGUGACAAUAUAGAAGAAGUCUCCUGCGAGCGAUCCACACGGCCCGUCGAAGAAACAGCUCCAACUCUGAUACAAGAGAGCUUCUGUUCGGGAACGGAUCGCAACACGAAUAUGUCUGCACCAGCUGACAUUUCCGACGUGAUGACGAAAAACAUCGCCAACGUGGGCGAUACAAUACUCAAUGAGUCAGACGAUGAAGCCUCCAGCUCGCCCUCACAUUCACCUAUCGCAAAUAGUGAAAACAAGUCAAAAGAUGAAGAACUCCUCCAAAUGCGUUUGGAGAUACUGAAGUUACAGCGAAAAAUAUGUUCGCUAGAGGAAACGAAUACACAUGAAGAUCCGCCAGGUAUGAAAACCAGUAUUGCCACAACUUCGCCACCAUUUUCGGGAACUAUAACGUCACAAGCAAAUGAAAGUGAUAUCUCCAAGCUGGCUUCUGUGAUUAUAGCUGCGACCAAGAAUACAAUGUGCAAGCAUAGUCUUGAUCUUCCGAAAUACAACGGAUCACAUGGCGAGUGGCUAGCGUUUCAAGCGGCGUAUAUGCAAACAGCACGACACGUGACGGAUGUAGAGAAUAUGGCCCGCCUCCGAAGAUGUCUAGUGGGAAAGGCGAAAGAAGCUGUAAAAAACUUACUUAUAUACCAAAGUGACCCUCUAGAGAUUAUGAAAUCAUUAGAGUCUCGUUUCGGCCGACCCGACGCAAUCGCAAUUACUGAAUUGGAAACGUUAAAAAAUUUGCCAAAACCAGGUACUACGCCACGAGAUCUCUGCAUGUUUACAACUAGAUUUUGUAAUAUAUUAUGUAGUCUGGAAGCUUUAGGAAAGAUAUUUUAUCUGUACAACCCAGAAAUUACCAGAUCUACAGUAGAGAAGUUGUCGCCGACACUGCAACAUCGAUUCUUCGCGUAUGCAGCGCAACAACCAAAACAAGAAGCAGAUCUUCUAAAGUUGAAGCGAUUUUUAUGCAUAGAAGCAGAAAACUGUGCACCUUUCGCGCGUCCCGAAUCAAAUUUUGAGUCUGAAAAACCGCAAAUAAAGUUUCAACGAGCGUACGUGACUGAAGUGAAAGAAAAGCGAAAAAUUUGCAUCGUUUGUGAAAAAGACAGUCAUACCGUGAAUAAGUGUUUAGUAUUCAAAGAACGCUCUAUUGAUGAACGUUGGGCUUUAGCGAAAGAGAAGUCCUUAUGCUUCAGGUGCUUAAAACCUAGAACAAAAAACCACAGAUGUCCAAUUAAUCGAUGCAACAUUAACGAAUGUCAACGGCGACAUCAUCCGUUACUACAUCCUAAUGAGGAGAGAAACUCAUCACCAACUGUAGAAAUCGUUGCAAACGCUUCUUCAACAAGCGCCCAUCGCGUAUACUUAAAAAUAAUACCAGUCUGUGUGCAAGGUAAAAACAAAUCUGUUAAUACGUUUGCACUUCUCGAUGACGGUUCUAGCGUGACUUUAAUAGACGAAGAACUAGCUAGAACGAUCGAAGCCGAGGGUCCCAUAGAGCCGUUGCGCAUUGAGGGUAUCACAAGCGACGGGAUGAAUCAGACGACGUCCCGGAGAAUUUCGAUUGCAUUAUCGACUAAGCAUAAUCAGAUUAGUAAUAUACAAGGUCGUACGAUGAAAAACCUAAAGCUAUCGCCCCAAACUGUCUUAAAGCGAAACAUAUCAGAAUGUGAACACCUAUGCGAUAUAAUCGAUGAAGUAUGUUAUUCACACGCUAUUCCAGAGAUUCUUAUUGGACAAGAUAAUUGGCACUUAUUAAUAUCGUCAGAAACGCGUAAAGGCGCUAGACAACAACCGGUAGCGUCGCUUACCCAGCUGGGAUGGGUAUUACAUGGCUCACACACUCGAAGCCUCGGACAAAAAGUUCAUCAUGUCGUUGAUUUCAAUUCAAGUGAUAAUCGGAUGGACGAACAAUUAAAACAAUUCUUUGCGAUUGACUCGCUUACGAUAAUGCCAAAAAGGCCAUAUAACGACCCAGAAGAUAUGGCUUUGAAUCAACUCAAGCAACAUACCCGACAACGGGAGGAUGGCUAUUUCGAAACGACAUUGAUUUGGCGAAACGAUAAUAAACCUGAAAUGCCGGAAAAUUACGAAACUGCUUUGAAAAGACUGCGAGGAAUAGAGAAAAAGUUAGACCGUGAUCCACUUCUAAAAAGUAAAUAUGGAGAACAAAUGCAAGCUCUAAUAGAUAAAGGCUACGCCGAAAGAGCUCCAUUAGAAAGAAACGCAUUAACGUGGUACUUACCUCACUUCGCUGUCGUUAACAAGAUGAAGCCGGAAAAAAUUCGCAUAGUACACGAUGCAGCGGCGAAAACGCGAGGAGUCUCUCUAAAUGAUAAUCUUUUAAAGGGCCCAGAUUUAUUACAAUCCUUACCAGGUAUUCUAAUGAGAUUCAGACAGCAUAAAGUAGCUGUUACCGCGGAUAUACAAGAAAUGUUCAUGCAAAUAAAAAUACGCGAACAAGACAGGGAUGCGUUGCGAUAUCUCUGGAGGGGCGAAGAACGUGAAAAAGAGCCAACGGAAUAUAGAAUGACAUCCCUGGUAUUUGGGGCGACGUCGUCACCCGCUACGGCAAUUUUUGUGAAGAACUAUAAUGCUGAAAGAUUUAGAGAUACGGACCCAGAGGCGGCCGCGGCUAUUGAAAGGAACCAUUACAUGGACGAUUUCCUUCAAAGCUUUAAAACAACGAAAGAAGCCACGGUUAUCUCAAAGAAGGUACUUGAGAUUCACUCGAAGGCUAACUUUGUCCUCAGGCAGUGGAACUCAAAUUCAAAAGAAGUUCUUAAAUCGUUGGGUGUUGAAGAUCUGCAGUCAAACUUUAAAAUCGACGACGGUAGCAAAAUGGAAAGAGUUCUGGGUCUUAUUUGGCGGCCGCAAGAAGACACUCUUAAUUUCAACUUGAGUCUUGUAAGACUUCCAAAUGGAAUACUUAAUGAACCUGAACCUACUAAAAGACAUGUCUUGAAAAUAUUAAUGUCUAUAUUCGACCCGCUAGGAUUUGCAUCACCUGUCACAAGUCGAGGAAAACAAAUAUUUCAAGAGAUAUGGCGUACAAGCGCAGGAUGGGAUGAAAAAAUCAAUCAAGAACUAGCCGAGCAAUGGCAUGGAUGGAUGAAAAACCUUCAGUGCUUAGGGCAACUUAAAAUCCCCAGAUGUUACAUAAAAUACAGCGAAGCAAAAUCACUCCAACUACACGUUUUCGUAGAUGCUAGCGAAUUAGCAUACGCCGCCGUGUUAUACUGGAGGACAGUAAACGCCGAGGGUCAAAGGUCUCUUACGUUGAUACAAGCAAAAGCUAGAGUAGCUCCAUUGAAGAUGAUAUCGAUCCCGCGACUAGAACUUCAAGCUGCAGUAAUGGGAAGUCGAAUGGCCAGCGCGACCUUAGAGGAACAUGAUAUAAAGCCCGAAGCGAAAUUCUUUUGGACUGAUAGUAAAACCGUUUUAACAUGGUUGAAAACAGGCGCGCGCUCUUAUAAGCCUUUCGUGGCCCAUCGCAUUGCUUCAGUACAAGAAAAUACUUCCCUAAGUGAAUGGAGAUGGGUGCCUACGAGUUUAAACGUCGCCGACGAUGCUACGCGUGACGUACCUAAAUGUUUCGAUUCAAAACAUAGGUGGAUUGCGGGGCCAGAGUUCCUGCUACAAGAUGAAUCUUAUUGGCCAAAAGACAGCAUUCUUUCCAACAAGCCAACGGGUGAAGAAAGAAUACACACUGUAGUUAUUAAAGGAAAAUCCAGAUUAUUAGAAUGUUUUCCUGACGUAAAACGUUUCUCCGAUUGGGAACGACUCGUGAGAACUGUAGCUCGAGUACUACAAUUCAUAGACCUAUGUACGAAGGGAAAAGAAAAAGUCUGGCACAAGCGUUUCGCUAAAAAUAGAACGAGUGAUCCCGAGUGGCGCGUAACAUGUAAGAAGAAUAAAAAAUCAAACUCUAUUGAGAAAAGGCAGCCUUCGAAUACUACAUGCUACGAAAUAUUAAACGCUCAAUUAAUUAUAAGAGCCGAAAACUUGUUAAUGCGAGCCGUACAAGAAAAUAGUUUUUCAGAUGACCUAAUAACUCUUGCCAGUGGUAAAACUAUCACGGCGCAAAGUCGUUUGAAGAAGUUAGCCGUGGAACUCGUCAACGGUGAAAUCAGAAUAAAAUCGCGUAUAAAUGCGGCGGUAAAUAUCGACGAUGAGGUAAAAAACCCAAUUGUUCUGGACGGGGACGACUACAUAGUUCGGCUAUACAUCGCCCACAUACACAAAAUUUUACAUCACGCUGGCGUAGAGGCCACGAUAAACGAGUGCAGGCAACGCUAUUUCAUACUUCGCUUGCGGCCUACAACUCGUAUGAUUAUAAGGCGGUGCCCAAUGUGUCAAAUUAGAAAAGCUUUACCAUCCGUUCCUCCAACUGGAAACCACUUAGAAAAUAGACUGGCUCAUCAUCAAAGACCUUUUACUUUUGUUGGUGUUGACUAUUUCGGCCCUAUGACCGUUACCAUAGGCCGAAGUACGCAGAAGAGAUAUAUAGCUUUGUUUACAUGUCUUACGACACGCGCCAUUCACUUAGAAUUGGCAGGAUCGUUGUCAACGGACUCAGCAAUAAUGGCACUUCGACGCAUGAUAGCUAGACGCGGGUGUCCCGACGAGAUAUGGUCAGAUAAUGGCACUAAUCUACGUGGUGCGAGCAGGGAACUCUAUAAACUUAUAAAUAGAGCUACACAAGAAGAGGCGGCGAGAAAAAAGGUAAAAUGGCGUUUUAUUCCGCCAGGGGCGCCAUUCAUGGGAGGCGCCUGGGAGCGCCUAAUACGGAGUGUAAAGAACGCUUUAACUAAUACCUUACAUGAAAAAUCGCCUAGGGAAGAAGUGUUGUCAACAGUUCUUGCUGAGAUUGAAUACACAGUCAAUAGUCGCCCUCUUACUCACGUGUGA
Messenger RNA from Leptosia nina, 4941 nucleotides. Lineage: Eukaryota; Metazoa; Arthropoda; Insecta; Lepidoptera; Pieridae. The record is from the annotation of a GenBank genome assembly.